GGAAAUGGAAUCUAUCUAUCUAUCGCUUAUAUCCAAUCCAAUCCCAAAAAUGCUGUGGAACUGGAUUUAGAAGUUAAAACAAAACAACAAUGCCCAUCUUCUCUGCAACGUUGGGUUCCAUCUCCUUCCUCUCUGCUUCACAAUCUCAAUCAAACCUUUCUCCUUUCAAGUUAACUGUGAAGUCACCUUGUCAAUGGCAUCAUUACUAUCACACUACUAAAGUCUUCGUCUCUGGCAACACCCAAAUUGACCAAAAUCCUGACACUGGACUCCUUCAACGCCCUACUCCUCCUUCUCCAGACCCUCAGGAUGUCACUCGUCAGGCUCGGAGAUCGUCAGAUUGGAAGGCUGCAAAGGCAUAUAAAGAUAGUGGACUCAUUUAUAGUGGUAGAGUUGAAAAUUUUAAUUCUGGUGGCCUUCUGGUUCGGUUUUUUUCUAUUCUGGGGUUUCUCCCGUACCCACAAUUGAGUCCGAUGCAUGCUUGUAAAGAACCAGAGAAAUCUAUCCAAGAAAUUGCAAGAGGCUUACUCUAUUCAAACAUACCGGUUAAGGUAAUUCUAGCGGAUGAGGAUAAGAGAAAAUUGAUCUUCUCUGAAAAGGAAGCUGCGUGGUCCAAAUUUUCAAAACAGGUCAACGUAGGGGAUAUUUUUGAAGCAAGAGUUGGUUAUGUUGAGGACUAUGGUGCUUUUGUUCAUUUGCGCUUCCCUGACGAUCUUUAUCGCCUUACUGGACUAAUACAUAUCUCAGAAGUGUCCUGGGAUCUAAUUCAUGAUGUCAGAGAUAUCUUAAAAGCAGGUGAUGAAGUGAGGGUCAAAGUUGUCGGUAUUGAUUGGGGAAAAUCAAGGAUUAACCUAUCAAUAAAACAGCUAGAAGAAGAUCCACUUCUAGAAACUCUGGACAAAGUAAUACCUCAGGAUGGUUCAGCUGAUCCUGAUUCUACGAGCAGUAUUGAUAGCGGUGACAUUGAGCCUCUUCCAGGGCUUGAAACAAUCCUUGAAGAGCUACUACAAGAAGAAGGUAUAUAUGAUGUAAGAAUCAGCCGUCAAGGGUUUGAAAAACGAGUGGUCUCGCAAGACUUGCAACUUUGGCUAUCUAAUGCCCCUCCCAUAAACCAAAGGUUUACUCUCCUUGCUCGGGCUGGAAGACAGGUGCAGGAGAUACAUCUGACCACAUCCCUUGAUCAGGAUGGUAUCAAGAAGACAUUACAACGAGUAUUGGAGCGUGUUCCCUGAAUAUCAUUGACUCAAGGAGAACACUUCCUUGCCGAUAAUCAGUGAUUUUGUACAGUUAUAUCUCACCAAUUUCAGAUAUUCUAUUAUAGAGGGUAUUUAUAUAAAUCCAAUAUCCUUAUUCUUCGAUGUAUCCCAAAAUUGUUAGAUAUAACUAGUAACAAAGUUCUUGUAAAACACCCCUCAAUCACAAUUUGCUUGAGUUCACUCAUUCAGAAUUGCCAACACAUU
Molecule: messenger RNA, 1460 nt
Organism: Cajanus cajan (pigeon pea)
Lineage: Eukaryota; Viridiplantae; Streptophyta; Magnoliopsida; Fabales; Fabaceae
Product: Nucleic acid-binding proteins superfamily
Molecular function (GO): nucleic acid binding
Source: RefSeq, a predicted model, not a curated record